AUUUAUUAAUUUCCACCACAAAUGCUCUCUUUCAAAAAGGCCUUUCCUAAGCUAAUGCCCUCAGUUCUUCCUUCUCUCACUGUAAUGAGGACAAAUCCACCACUCUGAAAUCUUCCAGUCAGACAUUUGGCUUACAGGCCAAAGAUCAAACUGAUUUUUGACCGGAAUGGAGAAUUCGAUUUAUAUCAUUAUGAAAAAGGCGAAAAUAUGAUAAGAUUGCUCUCCAGAAUCAACGUAGGCUUCCUGUGUGGUAACUCAGUUCUCUUAGCACUAGAGUUAGCCAGUCCCUUCUUUGGUUAUUGGCAUGGAGUCAGCCUCUGCCUCGGUAUAAGUGCAUCCUUCCUUUACGGAGGCAUGCUGCAUUACUACUCAACAAGAAUCAUUAAGAAUAUUUAUCUUAAAAAUGAUGGAGAGCAUGUCAGAGUCACUUAUUUCAAUGCUUUCUUCAUGCAGAAAGAGAAAACCAUGAAGAUAGUUGACAUGGGAUAUCUUGAGCCAAGCAGGAUAUACAACCUCUACCUUGCCAAGCACAAAGCAGAAGAGAAGAUGUACAUCAACUUUACUAAGAAUAUGCAUAAGCAUCCUGAAUACAGGGCUAUGUUGGAGAAGGUAUUCUCUGGGACAAAUCUUGUAUUCCCACAAGCAACUGCUAGAAGAGAAUUUAAAAAGAGGUAAUCCAUUUCAAUAUUAACACAGAUAUUU
Molecule: messenger RNA, 702 nt
Organism: Moneuplotes crassus
Lineage: Eukaryota; Ciliophora; Spirotrichea; Euplotida; Euplotidae
Source: the annotation of a GenBank genome assembly